CCCCUGCAGGUGCCAUGACCCAGCAGCCGCAGGAGGGCUUCGCCAGGAGCGUGGGGGACGCCCAGGAGUGGAUGAAGGCUGUGCAGGAGCGGCUGCAGAUCAAUGACGACACCCAGGGGCCCCGCGCAGCCCUGGAGGCCAGGCUGCGGGAGACCGAGAAAAUAUGCCAGCUAGAGCCAGAGGGCCGCGUGAAGGUGGACAUGGUGCUGCGGGCGGCCGAAGCCCUCCUGGCAUGCUGCCAUGAGGACCAGAAGCCCGAGAUCCUGGCCCGGCUGAGGGACAUCAAAGCGCAGUGGGAGGAGACGGUCACCUACAUGACCCACUGUCACAGCCGUAUUGAGUGGGUGUGGCUGCACUGGAGCGAGUACCUGCUGGCCCGGGAUGAGUUCUACCGCUGGUUCCAGAAGAUGACGGUGGUGCUCGAGCCCCCUGUGGAGCUGCAGCUGGGCCUGAAGGAGAAGCGCUGGCAGCUGAGCCAUGCCCAGGUGCUGCUUCAGAACGUGGACAAUCAGGCCAUGCUCCUGGACCGGCUGCUGGAGGAGGCGGCCUCCCUGUUCAACAGGAUCGGGGACCCCAGCGUGGACGAAGACGCGCAGAAGAAGAUGAAAGCCGAGUACGACGCGGUGAAGACCAAAGCCCAGAACAGAGUGGACCUGCUGGAGCAGGUGACCCAGGAGCAUGAACAUUUCCAGCUGAGCGUGGACGAGUUCCAGCUGUGGCUGAAGGCGGUGGUGGAGCGGGUGCACGGCUGCAUGGGGCGCAAGUGCCGGCUGAGCACCAAGGACCGUCUCUCGGCGCUGCAGGACAUCGCCAGCGACUUUCCCAGGGGCGAGGAGUCUUUGCGGAGGCUGGAGGAGCAGGCCGGGGGCGUCAUCCAGAGCAGCUCCCCUCUGGGUGCAGAGAAGAUCGCCAGAGAACUGGAGGAGAUGCGGAAUGUUCUGGAGAAGCUGCGUGCACUCUGGGAGGGGGAGGAGGGGCGGCUGCGGGGCCUGCUCUGGUCCAGGGAAGCCUACGAGCAGCAGAGGAGGCAGCUGGAGGCCGAGCUGGCAGAGUUCAGGAAGGGCCUUCAGAGGCUGGCGGAGGAGGACCUGGAACCCGCGGCCAAAGCAGGGACCCAGGACGAGCUGGUGGCCCGCUGGAGACUCUACUCGGCCACGCGGGCGGCGCUGGCCGCGGAGGAGCCUCGGGUGGACCGGCUGCAGGCCCGGCUGAAGGAGCUCAUCGUGUUCCCCGAGGACCCGCAGCCCCUCGCGGGCAGCGUGGUCUCUGCCAUCCAGGAGCACCAGAGCAUGAAAGCCAAGAGCAGCAGACUGCGUAAUGCCGCGGGCGUGGACCUGUGGCGGCAUUUCCAGCGGCCCCUGCAGGAGCUGCAGCUGUGGAGGGCUCUGGCCCAGAGGAUCGUGGACGUCACCGCCAGCCUGCCGGACCCGCCCUCCAUCCACACCUUCCUGCCACAGAUUGAGGCGGCCCUGGCGGAAAGCUCCCGCCUGAAGGAGGAGCUGACGAUGCUGCAGCUGAAGAAAGACCUGCUGGGUGGCAUCUUUGGCCAGGAGAGAGCCACGGCCCUGCUGGAGCAGGUGGCAACUUCCGUGAGGGACAGAGACUUACUGCACAACCGGCUUCUGCAGAGAAAGAGCAAACUGCAGAGCUCACUCGCUCAACACAAAGAUUUCGGAGCUGCUUUUGAUCCCCUGCAGAGAAGGCUCUCAGACCUCCAAAUCAGGGCCCACGCUGAGAAUGGGCUUCAGCGGGACCUUCCUGGGAAACAGGCCCAGCUUUCGAGGUUGCAGGGGCUACAGGAGGAGGGGCUGGACCUGGGGGUGCAGAUGGAGGCCAUGAGGCCUCUCGUCCAGGGGAACUCCCACCACCAGCACAGAAUGGACCAGCUCUCCUCUGACCACCAGACCCUGCACAGGUCUCUGGAGGACCUUGUGGACACGUGCCGGCAGAGCGUGCGAGAACAUUGCACCUUCAGCCACGAGGUUCUGGAGCUGCGACAGUGGAUCUCCGUGCUCACGCAAAAGCUGGAGGCCCACCGUGUGGACACGGGCCCAUGGGAUGCCCAGUCCCGAGAGGUCGAUGUCGAGAAGCUGCUGGACGAAUUCCCCGCAAAGGAGGCCCAGCUGCCCCUGAUUGAAGCACGCGGCCGGCUGGUGAUGGAGAAGUCUUCUCCGGAGGGGGCUGCUGUGGUCCAGAAGGAGCUUCAGGAGCUGGUGGAGUCUUGGGGGGCCCUGAGGCUGCUGAGGGGAAGCCUGCUGAGCCUCGUCAGGAACCGGCAGCUACAGAGGGUGGAAGUGGAUUCGGGGAAGAAACUGAUUUUCACCAACAACAUCCCAAAGACUGGGUUUCUCAUCACCCCCAUGGAUCUUAUUUUCCGACACCACCGUCAGACAAAUGUGCUUCAGGAGGAGGAAGACAGCUGUGAAGAUUUCUCCCAGCUCCUGAGGAGCUUUGAGCACUGGUUGCAGGUGGAUAAUUCCAAGUUGGUUAGAAUCAUCGGCAUGAGAACUGCCACCGCCAAGGACCUGAGGACCAGAGAAACAAAACUGCAGGAGCUGGAGGCUCGGGUACCAGAAGGUCAGCAUCUCUUUGAAAACCUCCUUCGUCUCAGGCCAGCAAGGGGGUCCUCAGAUAAGCUGGAGGAUCUGCGCUACCGGUGGAUGCUCUACAAGUCCAAACUAAAGGACUCCAGCCACCUGCUUACGCAGAAUUCUCCAGGGGAGCCGACUGGAUUCCAAAAGUCUUCAUUUAGAAACAAAUGGAUGUGUGAAAGUUUGAGUUCAGUGCUGGCUGGCUUUUGAGCUCAUGGGUCUCAGCCCCCUGUGAAGAAGCAAGCAACUCGGAAGCCAAUCUACAGAGGCCAUCUGGGGUUCCUUUAUAUGAGCUUGUUUCAGCACAGAUUUCUGGGUCCCACAUCCAGAGUUUCUGAUGCAUUAGGUCUGGGGGUGGGGGGCCUAGGAUCUGCAUGUCCAUCGAGCUCCCAGAUGACGCUGUUGCUGCUGGCCCGGGGACCAGACUUUGAGAACUGCUGCUGUACGCUCUGGAUCUGAGUCCAGGAUCCACCAUCAGUGUGUGUGACCGUUGGCGAGUCACUUAACCAGGGUUUUCCAAGGAAUAAAAUGCGGGUCCGCUGAACUAAUAGUUCUUAUCGUAAAGAUUCUUAAUUGCCAUGUAAAUGAGGACCAAGGAGAGGUCUGCAGUCACUGCCUCUGCUUCCCUUCCUGAUGGCAGAGGGAUAGUGCCGCUUCUGGGGGGAGCAGUGGGGGGGAUCCUCCUGCCGGUGCGGCUCUGGUGUUGUUUGGCUGGGAGGGGUGCACACAUGCGUGUGUGGGGCUCUGCACAUACACACGCAGGUCUGACAGGUAGAAAAUAGGUGCUGUUUUCCGAGGUUGUAAUCUUGCCAACUUAAAAACAUUCCAUAUAUUAGUUUUAGUCCAAAGGGAAGGGGGGAAAAAAAAAGAAAACUCUGCCCCAAAGCUAAUUAUUUAUGAGCAGUUGGCUCUCCACACUUUUUUUCUCUCCACGCACCAAGCCACUGAAAGCUCCAACUACGUCAGUGGCUUCAGCCUCCUUGUUUAUAUAAACAGAAUAAUUAAGAUUUAUUAAAUUUGCAGCUGCCUACACACUUGCCAGCUCAGUGCCACCGGAUACGUCUGCUUGAAGCAGUCAGACACAUGCAAUGUCAUUGCUUUUCGAGCUGCUGUUGGGCUGUGAGUCGACUGAAUUCCUGCGCUGGUACAGGGAAGUGGUCCUACCUGAGACAGCCUGUUAGUUGAGGGGCAGAUUUGCCAAUGCUUGCCUUUGCCGGCGUGCACUAGGCAGGGCCACAUGCCCGCGUGCAAGCAUGGAGAGCAGAUUCCUCCCGGGCAUCCCAUGCUGUGGCCUCUGAGUGAUGGGUCCAGAUGGUGAGAGACUCGAGAGUGGCAUUUUAUUCACAGGUUUUAGACUCAUAAUUAUUCACGUUUUCACCUCUCGGGAAUGGGGGUGUCCUAUUACAAUCUAGUUUUUCCAGCGAAGACUGGGGCUUACUUUUCUCUGCCACCCGGGGCACUUUCCACCUGAGAUUUCUUUAAAUUAAAAUCUCUCCUUGGAGGUUGAGUUUUGUUUUCCAUUGGACCACACCGAUUGUGUCGAUUUAGAUGACCCACCUCUGGGAGCUCUGAACUGAGGUUCAAAUUCUCAGGGGAGACUUUAUUUCCUGCCCGCACCCAGUGCCAAGAUAAGACCUGGGAUUUCCUUGCUUCCCCUUUCGGUGGGGCGGGAUUAGCCCUCGGUUCCCCCUGACCCCAAACGCAUAGCCCCGUGUGGCCCCGGCAUUGUGUGGGAUCUGCAAUCAGACACUCCAUCUUGGUUGUUGGGUCUCUUUCUUUCUUAGCGGUGUGUAAAAUAGUGCUGUACCUUACAGUCAGCGUGCUAGAGCAGAAGAAAUAUUGUAAGACCAAGUCUCAGAACUCACUAAAUCUCUUAGUGAGUUUCCCACGUUAGGCAAUAACUUUCUCUCACUAUAGCUAUGCUUUUUUUUUCUUUUCAUUUAUUAGUUCACUUUAUUAUUCAUUCAAUAGCUAUGCUUUUAAAAAUUCAUCACUAUUAACCAGAGUUCAUAGUUAACAUUAGGGUUCACUUUUUGUGUUGCACAUUCUAUGGGCUUUGACAAAUGUCUGAUGACGUUGCAGUGUCACGCAGAAUGGUGUCACUGCCUUAACCUUCUCCCAGCUCUUCCUCUUUAUCCCUCUCCCCUCCCCCAGAGCCCCAGCAACCACUGAUCUUCUUACUUCUUUCACUUAGCAACAUGCGCUUGAGUUUCCUCCAUGCCUUUUUGUGGCUGAUAUUUCAUUUCCUUUUACACAGAAUAACAUUCCAUUGUAGGCAUGUACCAUUUACAGUCUUUUAUAGCCUUUUCCGCAGUCCAGGAUCCAACCUAGGAUCACACGUUACAUUCAGUCAUCACACCUCUUUAGUUUCCUCUAAGCUGGGACCAGUCCUCAGUUUUUCUUGACCUUGACCUUCUUGAGUACAGGCCAGAUAUUUUGUAGAAUGUCCCUCACUUUGGGUUUCCCCAGUGUUUCCCUGCUCUGCAUUUCUGGAAAGCAUAUCCCAGAAGUGAUGCUGUGUUCUUAGCGCGUCUUAUUGGGAGACAUGUGAUAUUGGUACACCCCCGUAUUGGUGAUGCUGAUUCUGAUCACGUGAUGAAGGUGAUGAGUGUCAAAUUUCUCGCCUGUGAAACCGCUCUCAUUUCUUUUAUAAUUAAUGAGAACUAACUGCUCAGAGACCCUAGAAAUACAGCGCCUCUUUCUUACAUGGUCACAUCCACCGGGUUCUCCGGGGCCUCUUUCCCUCUCACGACUCACUCCCCAGCAGUUCCUUCCUGCCGUGGCUUUGUUCCCCGACUCUAGGCCUCUCUCUCUCUCUGGUCCACCUCUGGUCUGGGUCUCCUUCUAGCUUCAGUGCCAAGGCCCAAGCCUGUGGGAUGUUUAUCCGGGAGACUCCUCGACUCAGCGUGUCUAAAGCUGACCUCACCGUAUUCCCUGUGUCCAGCCAAACCCCGUUCCCCAUAUCAGCAAAGCAUCCUCACUACCCAGUCUUCCAAGCUGGAUGCCUCUGGGUCACCCUAGACCCUCACUGACCUGGGUUCUGUCCUAGACUCAAAAGAGCCUGGUCAUGGAUGGAUCUCAGAUGAGGGAAGGAAGGGAAGGGAAGGGGGCCUUGUGUCCAUACAUCUGCUGCUGAAUGGGGCUCUGUCCUCUCUCGAGUAAUAAUAAGGUCACUCCUCAGUCUGAUCAUUUCAUCCAGAGGUUCUUCCCAUCAAUCACCAAACCACCUCCAAAAAGCCAGCUCAGACCGUCUCAUCUUCAUCCUCCCCCAAACCAAGCCAGGGAGCUGGAAAAACACAGUUCUGUAGCCUGACCAUCACAUGCAGGGCUGGCCCAGUGAGGAGAUAACAUUAAUCCCGCCCCACCCCAGCCUCUGCCCUUCUGUGCCUGGGUGGGAGCUCUCCGCCGCCUCUGAGCAUGCCUGGGGAGUGAGUUUGGGCUCUAACUCAGUGCUUUGGCACCAAGAACUUGGUGACGAAGACAUUCAAGGUGCUGUGGGCAGGACCCAGCCCAAGAUCUGUGAUGUCCUGAGACUCCCUGUACCAGUCAAGGAGACGCAGCCCCCUGCUGGGGGUUCUUGAGGAACGCUAGUGGGAGCAAGCCAGCCAGCAUGUGGCUUGGCGUCUGUCAGAGGGACCUUCAGGGACUGAACUCAUUGCCAAGUGAGAGUCUAGUGAGGGGCAUUGGUGCUGGUCCAUCUUGAAUAGCCAGAGAAAAGCUGGCCCCUGCCCAUCACCUUGAGCUCUUGGCGCUGGCCUGGAAGCGUCUUUGUGCUGGAGAAUGAGACCGAACUAGCUCCUGGGAAAGACCCUGCAAGCCCAAGUGGUGUUGCUGUGGGACUUCCAUACCCAGGGCCCCGGGUCAGGGUGGGACCAGCUUCAACAGAGGCCCAGGGGGACUUGUCUCAUUGUUGCUGCUUCUUAUGAGAAACGCCACAUGGGAUGGUGGGAAGAGCCUGGCUGUGGAGCCGUGCUGGUAAUUUGAGCCUGUCCGUGUGACCUUGGGCUGGUUAUUUCCUGCGGGCUCAGUUUCUUCCUCUGAGAAAUGGGCACAGGGUACCUCCCAGAGCUGGGCAGGAGCUCAGGAAGCCCGUGAGUGAGGAGGCGAGCUGAGCGCGGGGCUGGGGUGUGCUCAGUGUUGUUCAUUCACGUGUGGAGCCCAGAUUCUCUGGGGGAGCCAUCAGGACAGCGUGGACAGUUCACUGACAGGUCAGUGAGUGUCUGCGUGGUCACACCACAGGCACCGAGGGAGGAGCAGAUGGCCAGAUGCACAGGAAGGGAAAGAGCCUCUUAUUCAUUGUUUCGUUCUUUCAGUAGGUAUUUACUGCACAUUGCUGAGGAUACAGCGAUGAACCAAACUAAUGUAGACCCUGCCUCCAAGGAGCCAAGGGGAGCACAGACUUUAAGUGGUAACCCAAAGGAAAGGCAUUGGUGCCGUGAGAAUGUGUAAUGGGCCUUUUUUUGGUUUAGAGGCAGGGAAGGUUCCCCUGAGGAAGCGACUCACAAGUUGAGAUUAGAAUGAUCAGUAGGAGCUAACCAGGUGCAUUGGAGAAAGGAGGGAAAUGGGUCUUCCAGCAGAAGGGAUAACCUGUGCAAAGGCCCUGUGGCAGGAGGAUCUGAGGGCCUUUAAGGGGCCAAGAGAUGGCGUUUAGGGAGAGCAGUGUCUUCCUUUCUGAUGGGGCUGAGGAGGUGAUAGUGUCUGAUUCUUGGCACCCCGGGUGCAGGGGGAAGCUUAGGGGUCUAGUAGAAGCUGCCCAUCUGCCCUGGGCAGUUGGAGGAGUAAAGGAAUGAGUAUUUGCCAAGGACCAUUGGCAUGUUGGCUCAUCAUUUGCGUGUUGGGCGUAAGCUGCAUUGCUCUGUUUAUCCUUAUGACUCUGGCAGGCAGGUGUCAGUCUCCCUUUGCCUUGACAGAUGGAGGCACUGAGGCUCAGAGAGGCUGAGUGACCUGUCCUAGGUCACACAGCUGGGAAGUGACAGGGCCAGGGUUAGAACCCAGGACUCCAAGCCUUUUCUUUCCCCCACAUCCUUUUUCUUCAAUGGCAGAAGAUUAAAUCACAUUUACUGUGAUAAACUCACCUUGCCUGAACUCCUCAAAACUGCAGAGUCUCAGGUUCGUGGGAGAUAUUGGAGGACUCAAGCAUUUCAUCACCCUCCACAACAUCACCUGUCUCCUCCCCACCACCAUGUGCUAUCAACGCUCUGCUUCCACACCCUAAGGAAUGGGGAGCUUAUCACUUCCCGAGGAAGCCCCUUCUCUCUUUGGAUAGCUCUAACGGGGCAGGACACACGUAGUACUUUCUAUGGGGAAACUGAGGCACAGAGAAGCUCCCAGAUCUGGGAAGAGCUGAGAUUGUCAAUUUCUUUGUUGGCUUCUUAGACAGUAGUUCAUGCCUAUUUGUGUGUGUGUGUGUGUGCGUGCACACAUUUGUUUUCUAAGCAUUUGAGAAUCAUAUUAAAGUGUGUCUUCUAUUUUAAAGGGCAUUUUAGAAUUCAGGUCCCUCAAAACGAAGAUGUGAGCUCCGUGUGAAUAGACAUGGGGCAGGCAGCAGGACUCCUUGAAAAAGAUCACCCCUUGUCAACACUUGUAAAUGCAAACAUGCUUUGGACCUUCAGAGUUGUUUUCUCCAGCGGAUCGUGGCCAAGGCACAGCUCCUCACUUAAAUAAGCAAAGUGUUAGCUCUGAGAAAGGAGAAGCAAACAGGACCCUUAGACACAGAUCUCCACUUGGGAGACCACUAAUUACAGGUUUUCAGUUGUGGUGUGAACCCAGGCUAGUGGGGGGGCCUACACGUUGCCUCACCCUCUUUCCCUCUCCUGGGUGGGUCAGAGAUUUGGAAUCGGGCAAAGUCAACAUGAAGUGUCAAAGAGUCAAGUCAGAGCCCCCAGAGACUGAGGCAUUGCUACAUGAGUCGAGUAGGUGGGUAAGAGCACGUGGCAGCCAGGUCUGACCCAGCCUGGCAGCUGUGGGAAGAUCCUGUCUCCUCUGUGGACAUCGUUCAGCUAUUUAAAUGACUUAUCUCACACACACGCACACACACACACACACACACACACUCCUGAAGUCACUGCUGAGAUAAAUGCAGCCAGCAAUGCUUCUCCAUUGUGUGGGUUAUAAGAAGUCUGUGUUUACAAGAUCAGUGUCUAGGGCCUUUGGUGACCGAGAGCACCUGAAGUUGGAGGCAUAGGGUCAAGUGUUAUCAACCUGGAGGAGAUAGUUGGGGCAGGAGAGUGGGUGAGAUGACUCAGGUAUGAGAGGUAGAGAGAGAGAAGUGCUCAGGUCAGAACCUCGCAGAAACACCUGCAGAGUUCCUCUCAGCGUCAUCCCCACCACCGUCAGCAUCAAUUAUUUAUUUAUUUAUUUUGGCUGUGCCAGGUCUUAGUUGCGGCACGCGGGAUCUUCGUUGCGGCACGCGGGCUUCUUGGUUGUGGCGU
This is a messenger RNA of Delphinapterus leucas (beluga whale), 9022 nucleotides long. RefSeq names its product spectrin repeat containing nuclear envelope family member 3 (gene SYNE3). Gene Ontology annotation, biological process: nuclear migration. Gene Ontology annotation, molecular function: actin filament binding. Gene Ontology annotation, cellular component: meiotic nuclear membrane microtubule tethering complex; cytoplasm; nuclear outer membrane. Lineage: Eukaryota; Metazoa; Chordata; Mammalia; Artiodactyla; Monodontidae. The record is from RefSeq and is a predicted model, not a curated record.